ACCUUUUUUGACGUCUGUCAACAAAUUACACGAAGUGAAUAAUCGUGACUUUCAGUUUUGAAAUAUUAGGAGCCGGUGUUUGUUUUUAGCAGAAAAAGAGAAGUUUGAAGGAAAUAUUUCACAAUGCCUAACGUUUCAGUCAAAGUAAAGUGGGGUAAGGAGACAUUCCCCGGUGUGGAGGUGAAUACAGAUGAUGAGCCGGUGCUGUUCAAAGCGCAGAUAUUUGCCCUAACCGGAGUACAGCCAGACAGACAGAAGGUGGUCUGCAAAGGUGUUACAUUGAGAGAUGAUGCAUGGGGUAACUUUAAAUUGACUAAUAAUGCAAUAGUGCUUGUGAUGGGUAGUAAAGAGGAGGAUGUUCCUGCAGCACCUGUAGAACAAACUCGCUUUGUGGAAGACAUGAAUGAGGCUGAGCUUGCAACAGCUCUCGAUCUCCCCGAAGGUUUGAUGAAUUUGGGCAACACAUGCUACAUGAAUGCAACAGUUCAGUGUCUCAAGACUGUCCCUGAGUUGAAGAAUGCACUUCUUAAUUAUGACAAAUCAUCAGGAGGUGGUACAGCGGGUGAGUUGACCUCUGCGCUGAGUGACACGAUGCGUACACUGGAGGGUGGGCAGUCGGGCGCAUGCGCAGUGGCCACGGCCAAGCUGCUGCACGCCCUGCACGAGGCGGCGCCGAGGUUCGCGGAGCGCGGCGCCGGCGGGGGCUUCGCACAACAGGACGCCUCCGAAUGCUGGAGUGAGAUUGUGCGCGCGUUGCAGAGCAGGCUGCCGGUCGCCGCCCCAGUGCCAGGAGACAGGACGUCUAUAGUGGAGCAGUACUUCGGGGGGCAGCUGGAUGUGGAGCUGGUGUGCGCGGAGGCGGAGGAGCCGCCCUCGCGAAGCACCGAGUCCUUCCUGCAGCUCUCCUGCUUCAUCUCGCAGGAUGUCAAGUAUCUGCAGUCCGGCCUCAGAUCUAAAAUGUCGGAACAAAUAACAAAAAUGUCGCAAACAUUGGGCAGGGAUGCUAUUUAUACAAAAACGAGUAAAAUCAGCCGCUUGCCCGCAUAUUUGACAGUUCAGUUUGUGCGGUUCUACUACAAGGAGAAGGAGUCUAUCAAUGCCAAGAUCCUCAAAGACGUGAAGUUCCCACUGGAGCUGGAUGUGUUCGAGCUCUGUUCCCCGGAGCUGCAGGAGAGGCUCGCGCCCAUGAGAGCCAAGUUCAAGGAAAUAGACGAUGCCAAAGUAGAGUCCACGCUAAGUGGAAAAAAUAAGAGCCACGGAGAUUCCAGGAAAGACACGAAAAGGAAAGCAGUUCUGCCGUAUUGGUUUGAAAAUGAUGUGGGCAGCAACAACAGCGGGUUCUACCGUCUUCAGGCAGUGCUGACACACCGUGGACGUUCCUCCUCAUCGGGGCACUAUGUGGCAUGGGUAGCUCGCGCUGGCGGCUGGCUGCGCUGUGAUGAUGACACUGUCACACCUGUUACAGAGGAGGAGGUGCUCAAGCUCAGCGGAGGAGGGGACUGGCACUGCGCCUACCUGCUGCUGUACGGACCCAGGAUCCUGGAGAUACCUGAAGAGGAGGAGCCAAUGGUGACGGAGGCCAGCGAGGACCCCGCGGGGGAGCCCCCCACCGCGCUCGCCUAAACCCCUCGCCAUAAGGCAGACCCCCGCACACACAUUGCAACCACGCGGCAGCGGCUCUAGAAAUGAUGGUUAUUCAAUGAUCGCUUCAGUAGAUAUCUGUCGCCUAUAAUCUUUUACGCGUAGAAAACUCAUUCUUCAUUGAAAAUAAACUUAAAUAUUACAGACUUAAUAAUAUUUAG
Papilio machaon (common yellow swallowtail) is the source of this 1802-nucleotide messenger RNA. RefSeq names its product ubiquitin carboxyl-terminal hydrolase 14 (gene Usp14). Gene Ontology annotation, biological process: protein deubiquitination; regulation of proteasomal protein catabolic process; proteasome-mediated ubiquitin-dependent protein catabolic process. The transcript is spliced from 11 exons. The record is from RefSeq and is a predicted model, not a curated record. Lineage: Eukaryota; Metazoa; Arthropoda; Insecta; Lepidoptera; Papilionidae. Gene Ontology annotation, molecular function: cysteine-type deubiquitinase activity; protein binding; proteasome binding. Bases 124 to 1623 code for a protein of 499 amino acids.